CUCACUCUUCGUGCAUGCAACUAUCCCCUCACCCUUACCAUUUUCAUUCAUCUCAGUGACUAAAGUUAUCAGUUCUGAUCCUCCCAUCCUGAACUUGUCAUAUCACCAACCUCUCGUAUCACCAGUCUGAAGAUGGAGGGGGAGGAUAUUGCCCAGUAUUCAUCCGCUGCCAGUGCCGCUCCUGACUCAUCUGCUGAGCUGGCAUCCAUUGUCGAGGAAGAGCUCGACCAUCCUGAUCGUGCCCAGCUAAUACAACACAUGUCGGGACUAGUAGGAUUAGCUGAUCUACCUACAGCUAGAGCUUUGCUAUGGCUUGCAGACAUAGACAUCCUAAAAGCACUUGUUGAAGAGACUCCUUUGACUAAUCUUAGUCGACGUGUCCAAUGCUAUGGUUUACUGGCUAGUUCUUCAGUUGAGAAAAUCCCGCUAACUUGGUUGACGCGGACUCUUGCCCUAAAAACCAUAGGCGACUAUCUAGAAAGCUCAGUUGCCACCACCUCUUCUAUGCCGGUCUCCGCGCAGACGACGCCAGCAGGAAAGAAGAAAGGAAAGAAGCGUUCUGUAGGCGAAAUGGAAGUCUCUGACGAGGCUAUAAAGAAGCGUGACGAACAAAAGAAACUUGAUUGCAAGAAAAGAGAUGACGAAAAAUGCGUUUUAUCCAAGGAUACUACCAUGGUGGUUGCCCAUCUCUACGGAUUUAGUCUACGUAAACUUCAGCCAAGUUCUUUUCCUGGCAGCCUUUGGUCGUUGUUGCGCUGCUUUUGGACGGAAGAGCGAGUCAAGUCUUGGGAAGACGCUAUUUUCCCGAAUGGUGCUUAUCAAGACGCUUGCUACAAUAUGCUGUGUCUAUCCCCAACUGCACACGCUUAUUUAGGAAAAGCGUACUUUGCUCUGAAACCAAUCUCAAUAUCUGCGGACAAGAAAGAGCUAGAAGUGCAAUUCUUCUGGCUAGCCUUUAAUUUCGAAAGCCGGUCAAUCUCAAUCCCUGUUGAGGUGCGCCCAUCGCUCUAUGUUGCUGAGCGGCCGAGGGAUUCUGGCCUAUGGAAUGUUCGCACAGGAGAGCCCAUCUGUUCAGGUGAUCGUAUCAUCAUGCGAACUCAUAAUCCCGAUACACACCCUUUGCCAGACUUGCGCAUUUUAGAAAUGCAGUGGUUUUUACAGAGAGCCUGUGCCAUCGCUGGGGCUGCUGAACCAAAAGAUGAUGAUGAUGACGAGGAUGAGAGAGAUGGUCUUAGGGCACUCGCUGGGCUUUAUGAAUCAGAUAUUGAGUCGGGAAGCAUUUGCUAUGAGUCAGAAGACACUGUGGAACCGAUUGACGAUGACAUGGAGUUUGUUCGCGAAGGGUAUCAGGUUGUUCAGCUUGAAGACGAGAAUGAUGAGCAGACAGAUGAUGAAUCCGCUCGUAGCGGCCAGGAAUCUCGCUCCUCGGCCCCUUCGUCUGUAUCUACUAGGUCGCACAAAGGUAUUCUUCCUACUGAACAGUCUAUCUCUCUUGAUCCCGUGGAGGAGGAUUCUAUGGAUAUGGAGGAUUCUAUCUAAAGUCAGUACUCACUUCACCGAGCGUCUUCCUAUUUUCAAACCAUUCGCUUUUUUCUUUCUCUAUCUAAAUUAGAUACCUCAAUUACUUGACAGAGGCGUUCCCUAGAGGAAAAUAAGCUGGAGCUGAUGUAUGUUACAAUACGC
Messenger RNA from Talaromyces proteolyticus, 1683 nucleotides. RefSeq lists its product as uncharacterized. The coding region runs from base 133 to 1539 and encodes 468 amino acids. The transcript has 3 exons. NCBI's taxonomy places the organism in Eukaryota, Fungi, Ascomycota, Eurotiomycetes, Eurotiales, Trichocomaceae. The record is from RefSeq and is a predicted model, not a curated record.